AUGCAACGCACUCCAAGCCCAUCUAAACGGCAUCAAGUAGAUAUCGGUCAUGCAGACCAAUCUCAGAAAUGGGAAGAAACCAUUCAGUUGUCAGAUUCCAUGAACCAAGACGAUAUUACAGAUUUACAUACACAAACCGACGUCUACCUUCGACAACUUGUAUCUGAUUUAACUCAAGACGAAUGGAUGUUUGGGACUGUAUCUCAUCCAACAUGCGUAGCUCCUUCAACCACUUCUGUAUCCAAUCUGUUUCCAUACAUCAACCCAUCUGCUGAUGCAGUAGACAUGGCUUCUGUUGUGUCGGUUGAGUUUAUUGAUGUUCUGGGCUUGUCCAAGACCAUGUAA
Batrachochytrium dendrobatidis JAM81 is the source of this 345-nucleotide messenger RNA. RefSeq lists its product as uncharacterized. The record is from RefSeq and is a predicted model, not a curated record. The transcript has 3 exons. Bases 1 to 345 code for a protein of 114 amino acids. Lineage: Eukaryota; Fungi; Chytridiomycota; Chytridiomycetes; Rhizophydiales.